AUGGCAUUGUGCACCACGUGCAAAGCGCAAGACUUCUGUAUUCGUGGCAUCCGCGCAAUGAUGAUAUCAAUCGGGAUGAUGACGGGGGCCAUUUACCUGCAUAUGUGGAGUUUUUCAGCAUCAAUUUCCGAAACGUUAUGGCCUCAAAAUACCUCAGACCUGGAAGUUUCCACGCGCCAGGUGUCCCGGGUGCAGUUUCAAUAUCAGCUAUGUCAUGGUUUAACCAACCAGCGGCUUCAACUCAUCGACGGGAUUCUCGUGGCCUUGUUUUUGGGAGCCCAGGUGGUUUUGCCCGAGAAGAUGCAGUGGAAUGGGGCUCAAUUCAUGGAUGUGAGCGAUGUGAAUAUGCAACCUUUAAGCCGCAUCUGGAACAUGCCCCGAUUGAAACGCCAAGUUCAAGACUUGUACACUGAGUUUUGGUGCCGCCGGAAAGAGCUGGCCUCCAAUGUCUGGUGUGCAACGCUGCCAGCGGCUGCAAUUGUCUUCGAUCCAAAUCAGUCAGCUUCGUUUGAGGCGGUCAGAAUGCAUCUGGAUCAGUGGACUCCAGAACGUUUGCUGAAGAAGGGCCAGGAGCUGUGGCGCAACUCUAGUGACAGGUCAUGGAGCGAGCUGGCACCCUCCCAGGUGAGAAUCGUGGAGCCCUGCGAGUUCUGGUUUAAGACCAAAGUGACUGAAGACAGCGAGAUGUGGCACUGGUUUUGGGCCAUCAGCAAUGCCUUAGAUUUCAGUGGUGAAGUUGUCAGCACCUCUGAGCAGUUGAAGCGACUGAUGUAUGGUGGCUUCGGCCAUGCAGCCUUUCAGAAGGCGAAAAGCCUUGGCUACAGCAAUCUGCGCAAUGGUUCUUAUCACGUGGUCCACCUUCGAGCAGAAGAGGACUGGAAAAGACAUUGUGCACUGUGGACAUCUUGGGCAGGGAAACGGGACAACUGCAUGAAUAAUACCUUCGAAAUUGGCAAUGUGCUUUUAUCCGAGGGAAUUACCCCAAGUGUGCCAAUCUAUUUGGCCACAGGCUUGUCAACCACGGAGCUGCAGCAUUUGCGGGAGUCGGGUUCUUUGCCCAACUUGUUCGACAUUUAUACAGUUGUUACCAAGGAUAUGCUGAACAUCUCUCAGGCUCCACUAGUGGAUGACCGGCAUCGAGAGUAUUGGGCGGCGGUGGAUUUUGUGAUAAGCCAAGAUGCUGAGACCUUCAUCGGGAAUUCCGUCUCCACGUUUUCUGCCUUUCUCCUGGAAAUGCGGCGAAUUCGAAAUCAAUCCAGCCUGCAUUACAAUGGGGGCAAGGUGCCUUUAGAAGAGAUCAACUUGUUGCGACCCAAAAAAUUGACGCUCGUAAGCCCAAUCCGGCCAGCCAUCAAGUGGGUAUUCACCCUUGGUGACGUGAAGCCUUUUGACAGCGUGUACAACGCGACAAUGGUUUCAGUUCAAAGUGCCCAGGCAAAAACCGCCUUGGUGCCCAUCUGCGUGACGGCCGCCAACCCCUACUCAGACCUUGUGGUGCUUCUGGUAUCCAUGGGAGUGCGUGUAAUCUAUCACAAGCCAGCAUGGAGGGCUACCGUGGAUUCUGUGGUGGGUGCCUGGAACGCGGAUGUCGAGAAGUUGGAGAGAUUACACAAAUGGCCAGCGGAUCCCAAGAAGGUUGCGGAUCGGGUUUUGCGGAUUGACAUUCCACUUUUAGGUAUUUUGGAUCAGUUCGUGCUCUACACGGAUACAGAUGUGAUCUUUACAGGGCCUGUUACCUGGCAGGAUUUGAUUGGAGAGAAGGCUGACUCCUUGAUUGCCACCUUGGAGCGCAAGAUGUUGGGCCGUGGGUUGUUCAAGCAAUAUGCGAAGCCAGGUCAUUUCGGCGUGCCACAGUUCUACGCUGUCUCUGGUGAGAAGAAUCAGAACUCUGCCAAAGACGCUGAUACCGGAGUGAUGCUUAUGAACUUGCCAGCGCUGAGAAACACCUACAAGGCUUUUGAGAACUUUUUGUUUUCGGACGACCACCUCCUAAGAGGGCAAGCUGAUCCAGCUGGGUACUUGAAAUUCUAUGUGGACUCGAAUGGGCAGUCAAUGUCCGCAAUUCUGCCUUUCAACUUGAACUGGAAGCCUUUCUGGAAGCCAAAUCGCAAUGCUCAAAUUGUGCAAUUUUAUGGCCCCAAAUGUGAUACUGACAUUUUACCAUUUUUGCAGGAUGGAACCGUGCAUUUCGAGCCAUACCGCAAGAUGCUGACCAGGUGCGCAGAGGGGAACUGCGAGCAGUUAUGCCGAGAAUAUCAUGCGGUGUUGGCCCCUGGAUGA
Messenger RNA from Effrenium voratum, 2280 nucleotides. The record is from the annotation of a GenBank genome assembly. NCBI's taxonomy places the organism in Eukaryota, Dinophyceae, Suessiales, Symbiodiniaceae.